This is a messenger RNA of Pseudopipra pipra, 1699 nucleotides long. It is a transcript of the gene ARHGEF39, whose product is annotated as Rho guanine nucleotide exchange factor 39. Gene Ontology annotation, molecular function: guanyl-nucleotide exchange factor activity. Gene Ontology annotation, biological process: positive regulation of cell migration. Gene Ontology annotation, cellular component: plasma membrane. The record is from RefSeq and is a predicted model, not a curated record. The coding region runs from base 325 to 1341 and encodes 338 amino acids. The transcript is spliced from 11 exons. Lineage: Eukaryota; Metazoa; Chordata; Aves; Passeriformes; Pipridae.
CCGGCCCUGCCCGACGGGGAGCACCGCUCCCCCAGCGACACCAUCGCUACUCCCGGAGCCGCUGGCCCGCCAGUGGCCCACCAGCCGCCCACCCCUCUCUUCUCUUCCUUUCCCUCCCCGGCCCGCCCCGCCGCGCUCCGCCCCGGGACCGCCCGCCGGGGCGGGGCCGCCGUUUGAACGCGGGGCGGCGGGACCGGCAGAAGUUGGUCUGCAAAAUGAAAACCUUGACUGCAGUCUGCCCUGGCUAAAGAUGCUCUGCAAGUGGUAGCAUUUUGGUCUGUUGUUGGAUCCACUACCUUUCUGUGUAUCAACUCUGAGUCUGCCAUGAGUGACUCAUCCCUGCUGUUUCUUGCUGGAGCAAACAUUGUGGAAGACCAGAGGGCUCGCUGGGAGAGAAAGCGCAGCCGGACAGCCAAGGAGCUGCUGGAAACUGAACACAAAUACCUCGAGCAGCUGGAUUUGGUGGUCACAUACUUUGUGACAAUUUUAAAGGCCAAAGGGACAUUGAAACCUGCUGUGUUGGAAACUAUAUUUGGACCCCUGGAAUCCAUAUAUUCGUCCAGCCAUGUUCUCUCAUUUCACCUGGAGAGAGGGAAUUUGGGACCAGGACUGGAAAGUUUUUGUCAGAAUCUGGAUCUUUAUGGCCACUAUGCUGAGAAUUUGGAGCAGGCAAAUAAAACCUUGAAGGAGCAACUGAAGAAAAAUAAGUCAUUCCGGCGGUUUAAGAAACUCCAGGAAUCUCGACCUCAAUUUCAAGGGAGGGAGCUAGAGGAUCUGCUUCCUUUGCCCCUGCAGAGGCUGCACCAGUACAAGCAUUUCUUCAGAGACCUGCUGGAGAACACCUGCCCAGACAGUGCUGAGCACCUCAAACUUGCAAAGGCUGUGAAAUCUAUAUCUGAGAUAUCUCAGUGGGUCCAAGGCAUAACUGAAAAAAGAGAGAACUCAUUGCAGCUGCUUCGGGUUCAGAAACUGCUCAAAGGACAGAAGACACAGGUUUUCACUCCAGGGCGCUGGUACAUCCGGGAAGGCUGGCUUUUGGUGGUGCCUUCAAAGGGAGAAGAACUGAAGCGCAGGAUGUUCUUCCUGUUCUCUGAUAUCCUCAUUGCAGCAAAGCCCUGCCACCCCCUGCACCCGCUGAACUCGCACAAGCUCGCGUGCCAGGCUGUUUACCCUCUCCACCAGUGCACCGUGGAUAAAGUGUUCGGCCACACGCGGAGCCAGGGAGGGCUCCUCAGUCUUUCCUUUCCACACAAGGCACUGCUGUUGAUGUCCAGCGACCAACAAGAUAUCAAUGACUGGUAUCGGAGUCUCACAGCUGCAGUCAGGCAGCUGAAAGCCUGAUGCACUUGAGUGUACAAGACAGACUGGCAAGACAACCACUGUCAUGGCAGAAGCCUACACAACCUUAGAAAAUGCUCAGGGGCAUAUAGUAGAACUGCAUUUAGAGGGACUACACACUGUGCUUGUGAGAUGAUGAAUGCUUUGUCAGCUGUCCUGAUGUUCAUACAGACACUGCAAAAAACAAGUAUGCACACUAAGCAUUUGUGUAUAAAAAAUAAGUAUCAAGAAUUUUCCCCAAUUUAGCUUAGAAGCUUCUAGCUUUUCUGCACUUUUGUAAACUCAGAUUAUUAAGGACAAGCAGAUGAGAGCCUGAUUUGCUUUCCCUCGUCAAAUGUUUUUAUUCAACCGUCUUUCUAAA